UCAAAAUAAUUAAAUUAUUUAACAAAAAUUUAAUAAAAAUUAUUAACAAUGGCAUUCAAACAAGUUUGUACUUCAUUGUUGGUAACAGUAGCUUGUUGCACUGUUUUAUCAGUGGCAACACCAUUGAGUUACUUAAGAGAUAACGAUCAAAAUGGUUUCCCGUUCGGAAAUCAAGGUUCAUUUACUUAUUUAAGAGACAAUGGCGCUAAUCAAGUAUACCCCGUACAGUCAGGACCAGUGAACUAUAUCAAUAACAUUGGUAGCUCUCAAGUACAAACUGUUGGUUCAUAUCCAGGUGUAAUUAGCAAUGUUGGACUCGUUGGAAACGGAUUUGGUUCCAAUAUCGUAAACAAUGUAAAUGGAUUAUCCACACUUCCAUACUCCACCAUUGCACAGACUUUACCAGUUUACAAUCAAGUUGUAAGCUACCCAAGUGCUCAACAAAUCUUACCAGUUGCUCAAUAUGUUCAACAACCCUCAUACAUUGGUGGAUCAGCAGGAUACCCAAAUAACAAUCAAAUCACCAACACUCAAACCGUCCCAGUAGAGAUCAACUACAACCCAGGAUGCGUUGGACGCAGAUAAAUAAUUCAAAUAAUAAAUAAAUUAUGUACACAAAUUUGUUCUUGUCUAGGUCUAUUACACUGGGUGUAAGUAGUAAAGAAAAGACUUAGUCUUACAGUAUUGUAAGACUAUCAUUUUCUACGAACACUCUUUAAAAGCAGUGUGUACACUGAGGUACAAAAAGAACUUACGUAAAUUGUUUUUUGUUGUAAAACAAUAAAAUUU
This is a messenger RNA of Chrysoperla carnea, 789 nucleotides long. RefSeq lists its product as uncharacterized. Bases 49 to 585 code for a protein of 178 amino acids. The record is from RefSeq and is a predicted model, not a curated record. NCBI's taxonomy places the organism in Eukaryota, Metazoa, Arthropoda, Insecta, Neuroptera, Chrysopidae. The transcript is spliced from 3 exons.